GGAACCGAGGCCAUCCGGACUUUUCGCGGCUGAGGGCAGUGCCGGUUCCCCGUCGUCAAGAUGCUGCAAAACGUGACUCCCCACAGCAAGCUCCCUGGGGAGGGGAAUGCAGGGUUACUGGGGCUGGGCCCAGAGGCAGCAGCACCAGGGAAAAGGAUUCGAAAGCCCUCCCUGUUGUAUGAGGGAUUUGAGAGCCCCACAAUGGCUUCAGUGCCGGCUUUACAACUGACCCCUGCCAACCCACCACCCCCGGAGGUGUCCAAUCCCAAAAAGCCAGGACGGGUUACCAACCAGCUGCAGUACCUGCACAAGGUGGUGAUGAAGGCUCUGUGGAAACAUCAGUUUGCAUGGCCUUUCAGGCAGCCUGUGGAUGCAGUCAAACUGGGUCUGCCGAUUCCCACCCCAGGUUGGGAGAGGACCACGGUGGCCAAAAUUCUUAGCUUCUUCCUCUCCCUCAUGCAGCCCAUGGAUAGCCAGCCCCAGAGGAUUAUCACAAAAUAAUAAAGCAACCUAUGGAUAUGGGUACUAUUAAGAGGAGACUUGAAAACAACUAUUACUGGGCUGCCUCAGAGUGUAUGCAGGAUUUUAACACCAUGUUCACCAAUUGUUACAUCUACAACAAGCCCACUGAUGAUAUUGUCCUGAUGGCACAAACAUUAGAAAAGAUCUUUCUACAGAAAGUAGCAUCGAUGCCACAAGAGGAACAAGAGCUUGUGGUGACCAUCCCUAAGAACAGCCACAAGAAGGGGGCCAAAUUGGCAGCACUCCAGGGCAGUAUUACAAGUGCCCAUCAGGUGCCUGCUGUUUCUUCUGUGUCUCACACAGCCCUAUAUACUCCACCACCUGAGAUACCUACCACUGUUCUCAACAUUCCCCAUCCGUCGGUCAUCUCUUCUCCCCUUCUCAAGUCUUUACACUCAGCUGGACCCCCGCUCCUUGCAGUCUCUGCAGCUCCCCCAGCCCAGCCCCUUGCCAAGAAAAAAGGCGUAAAGCGGAAAGCAGAUACUACCACACCUACUCCUACAGCCAUUCUGGCUCCUGGUUCCCCAGCUAGCCCCCCUGGGAGUCUGGAGCCUAAGGCAGCACGUCUUCCCCCUAUGCGUAGAGAGAGUGGCCGCCCUAUCAAGCCCCCACGCAAAGACUUACCUGACUCUCAGCAACAACACCAGAGUUCCAAGAAAGGAAAGCUGUCAGAACAGUUAAAACAUUGCAAUGGCAUUUUGAAAGAGUUGCUCUCUAAGAAGCAUGCUGCCUAUGCCUGGCCUUUCUAUAAACCAGUGGACGCUUCUGCUCUUGGCCUGCAUGACUACCAUGACAUCAUUAAGCACCCCAUGGACCUCAGCACUGUCAAGCGGAAGAUGGAGAAUCGUGAUUACCGGGAUGCACAGGAGUUCGCUGCUGAUGUGCGGCUUAUGUUCUCCAACUGCUAUAAGUACAAUCCCCCAGACCACGAUGUUGUGGCCAUGGCACGAAAGUUGCAGGAUGUAUUUGAGUUCCGUUAUGCCAAGAUGCCAGAUGAACCACUGGAACCAGGGCCUUUACCAGUCUCUACUGCCUUGCCACCUGGGUUGGCCAAAUCCUCUUCAGAGUCCUCCAGCGAAGAAAGUAGCAGUGAGAGCUCUUCUGAGGAAGAAGAAGAAGAAGAUGAGGAGGAUGAAGAGGAAGAAGAAGAGAGUGAAAGCUCAGACUCUGAGGAAGAAAGGGCUCAUAGAUUGGCUGAACUACAGGAACAGCUCCGGGCAGUACAUGAACAACUGGCUGCUCUGUCCCAAGGCCCAAUAUCCAAGCCAAAGCGGAAGAGAGAAAAAAAAGAGAAAAAGAAGAAACGGAAGGCAGAGAAGCAUCGCGGCCGAGCUGGGGUUGAUGAAGAGGACAAGGGAACUCGGGCACCUCGCCCAUCUCAGCCCAAGAAGUCCAAGAAAGCAAGUGGCAGUGGGGGUGGCAGUGCUGCUACACUAGGUCCCCCUGGCUUUGGACCUUCUGGAGGAAGUGGCACCAAACUGCCCAAAAAGGCCACAAAGACCGCUCCACCUGCCCUGCCUACAGGCUAUGAUUCAGAGGAAGAAGAAGAAAGCAGACCCAUGAGUUACGAUGAAAAACGGCAGUUGAGUUUGGACAUCAACAAAUUACCUGGGGAGAAACUGGGUCGAGUUGUGCACAUAAUCCAGGCCAGGGAGCCUUCUUUACGUGACUCAAACCCAGAAGAGAUUGAGAUUGAUUUUGAAACCCUCAAGCCAUCCACGCUUCGAGAGCUUGAGCGCUAUGUCCUUUCCUGCCUAAGAAAGAAACCUCGGAAGCCCUAUACCAUUAAGAAACCUGUGGGAAAGACAAAGGAGGAGCUGGCUUUGGAAAAGAAGCGGGAACUAGAAAAGAGGUUACAGGAUGUUAGUGGGCAGCUCAAUUCCACCAAAAAGCCCCCCAAGAAAGCAAGUGAGAAAACGGAGUCCUCAUCGUCGGCACAGCAAGUAGCAGUGUCUCGCCUCAGCGCUUCCAGCUCCAGCUCAGAUUCCAGUUCCUCCUCUUCAUCAUCCUCUUCUUCAGACACCAGUGAUUCAGACUCAGGCUAAGGGGCCAGGCCAGAUGGGGCAGGAGGCUCCGCAGGACCGGACCCCUAGACCACCCUGCCCCACCCUUUCCCCCCCUUGCUGUGACACUUCCUCAUCUCAUCCCCCUCCCCCCCACUGUAGGAGAGCUGGCUCUGCACGGGGGAGGGGUGCAGGGACAUUUACUGAAGGAGGGACAUAAAUGGACAAAAUAAGAUUGAGUUCCCAGCCACAUUGAGAGUGACCUCUUGGGCUUAGAGCCCCAUUCAAAAUGACUGGGGUGGGGCAGGGGUACAGGGUGGGAGUGGGCAAAGGCCCUGAUACGGGGUUACCUGAGGCCAUAGCUGCCCUGUUCACUUGUAAAGGCCCUGUUUUGAGGUUGUUUGUUCUAAUUUAUUUUAAGCUAGGUAAGGCUGAGGGGUGUGGGGCCAUGGUCCCCUCAGCCUCCAUGGGGAGGGAAAAAGGGGGAGCUCUUUUUUUACGUUGACUUUUUUUUUUCUACUCUGUUUUCCCUUUUCCUUCUGCUCCAUUUGGGGCCCCUGGGGGUUUCAGUCAUCUCCCCAUUUGGUCCCCUGGAUUGUCUUUCUUUGUCUGUUGAUUCUAACUUGUAAAUAAAGAAAAUAUUAUUCAAA
Molecule: messenger RNA, 3175 nt
Organism: Lynx canadensis (Canada lynx)
Lineage: Eukaryota; Metazoa; Chordata; Mammalia; Carnivora; Felidae
Gene: BRD2
Product: bromodomain containing 2
Exons: 13
Coding region: 513-2567 (684 amino acids)
Biological process (GO): regulation of DNA-templated transcription; chromatin remodeling
Cellular component (GO): nucleus; chromatin
Source: RefSeq, a predicted model, not a curated record